Molecule: messenger RNA, 1372 nt
Organism: Triticum dicoccoides
Lineage: Eukaryota; Viridiplantae; Streptophyta; Magnoliopsida; Poales; Poaceae
Exons: 4
Coding region: 526-1230 (234 amino acids)
Source: RefSeq, a predicted model, not a curated record
CAUGUUUCACUUGGUGUCAAACUUCAAGAAAAAGUAUCACAUAAAGGUAUUUGAUGACCAUCUUUGGGCUGCUGCUUACUCAUGGAACAAGUAUAUAUUUGAGAAAAAUUGGGUUGCAAUGGAGACAGCAAAGCCAGCGGCAACUACAUAUCUUAGGAAGUGGCACACUAGGUUGUGGACUAGGAGUCAGUUCUCAACCAUUUGUAAGGUGGACUAUGUAACCAACAACCUAGCAGAGUGCUUCAAUAAAUGGAUUAAGCACCACAAGUCCUUGAACUUGGAUGACUUAAUGGACAAGCUUAGGCAAAUGAUUAUGAUCAUGUGGAAUCGAAGGAGAAAAGUAGCAAAGAAGUUAGCUGGCUUAUUAAUUUUGCCCCACAUAAUGAACAAGUUGAUUGCAAAGAGUAGAGAGUUAAACUUGGAGGUGGUAGAAAGCUCGGAAGAAGUUGCUGAAGUUACUCAAUUGGGAGGCAGCGGGUUUAGGUUUGUUGUCAACUUGCAUGACAACACAUGUUCUUGUAGACAAUGUCAAGUUUCCGGCUUCCUUGCAAGCAUGCUCUAGCAUUCAUCACAUCACUUGUCAAUGCACAUAUACAGAAUUAUGUGGACUUGUAUUACUCCAUUGACAAGUUUAGGGCAGCUUAUGGCCAACUAAUCCCUGCUAUGUGUGACAAGACCCAGUGGCCUGAAUCUAACCAUGGAUUCUUCAUGCAUCCACCCUUGUUAAAAGCUGUAGCUGGUCGGCCCCAAACCGAGAGGCAUAAGGGUUGUGGUGAGAAAAAUAGGAAAAGUGGCCAGCACUUGUGCCCUAUUUGCAAGGAAUACGGGCACCAUUGGCAUAAGUGCAAGAAGGGUAACAAAGAUGACAUUGCUGCUUUCAUGGCUGUGAGAGAACCACCAAAGAAGAGGAGGAAGACUAUUAAAACAUCCGAGUCAUCCAUUGUGCCAAGAGGUGAUGACGCGCCAGCAGCCGCUAUGUAUUUUCCACCAAGCCAAAACUUGGAAACUACAACCAAGAAGAAGGGAAAGCAUAACCAAACAUUGGAGACUACAAACAAGAAAAAUGCAAAAGGGGGGAAAAGGGCCACAAGGAAGAUGGAGCUUGCUAAAAAGGAUCAAAACAAUCCGAUGGUGCCAUUUGACAGCCCUGCAAUGGGCACUAGAAGCAAAAAAGCUUACCCAACUAGCCCUGCAAUGGGCACAAGAAGCAAAAGGCGGCUCAGCUUGUGAACUUCUUUCACUUAAUGUCACUUUUGUUGCUGCUCAUGUCAUGUUGUGUGGACUUGGAGUAAUGUAUGUGAACCUGGGUAUGAUGUGAGCCACUUUUGGGUUGCUAAUAUGAUGUAUGUGUGGACUUGGAGUAGUAUGUGAA